UGAUAAUUUCAGCUGGUCUUGACACACAGGGAUUAAUGGCGUUCAGCUCAAAAUUUUGUCGUUUUUAAGCCUUCAAUCUUGGCGUAUUUCAAACUCAAGUGGUGGAUUUAAAGGUUAUUACAGGUGGAGGUGACAUUAUCGGAUCGAGAAGGUGGUUUUGUAGCUCUUAAAUGGACAACUCUGUUGUAUUUUAGGAGGAUAAUUCCUCCCGUUCCGGCUUUUUCUUUUGUCGCCGACAUUCUCCGACUGUGACCGGUAACAAAGCCCGUGCAGGGCCCACGGUGCAGAGAUCGUUCAUUCAUUUAGUCCAGCUGCAAGUGCAACUCUGAUUUUUCUGAGUACGAUAGUCGAUACCGUAACUUCCGUAGCUUCGGCCUUACCUUCGUCGGGGUAUUAAGCCGACAAAUUAUAGCGUUUCGCCUGCACUAGGAGAUAGUCUUGAUCUUGGUCGACGUCCACACCACACAAAUUUUUCUCAACUCCACUAGUCUCCAGUCAAGGAAAGGCAAGUCAGCCGGGGAAGAGAAUGGCAGAUAAAGGUGGAUCAAUUGACCUGAAAUGGGUGACAUUAUUUGAUAAGGAGAAGGAGAAGGCCAAGACUGCUAAGAAAGAGCAGAUGAAGGAUGACAUCCCUAAUCUUCCAGAGAUGGGCGGUGGAGACGGGAAACCAGCUGGGAAGAAGAAACUGUCGGUGGAACGCAUCUACCAGAAGAAGACUCAGUUAGAGCAUAUCCUGAUCCGUCCAGACACAUAUAUUGGGUCUACAGAGCCAGUUACAGAGACGAUGUGGGUAAUUGACAAUGGUGUUAUGGUGAACAGAGAUGUGACCUAUGUACCAGGCCUCUACAAGAUCUUUGAUGAAAUCCUUGUAAAUGCUGCUGACAAUAAGCAAAGGGAUCCAAAAAUGGACUGCAUCAAGAUCACUUUGGAUAAGGAGCAGAAUCUCAUUAGAAUUUGGAACAAUGGGAAAGGUAUUCCUGUGGUAGAACACAAAGGAGAGAAGAUGUUUGUACCAGAAAUGAUCUUUGGGCAUCUCCUAACCUCAAGUAACUAUGACGACGAAGAGAAAAAAGUUACAGGUGGUCGAAAUGGGUAUGGAGCUAAACUGUGCAAUAUCUUCAGCACAAAGUUCACAGUGAUCACAGCUUGUAAAGAAUACAAGAAGAAGUUCAAGCAGUCGUGGCAUAGCAACAUGUCCAAGACAACCCCACCAAAGAUCUCUCCAUUUGAUGGGAGUGAUUUUACUGAGGUGACCUUUAAUCCUGACUUGUCGAAGUUUAAGAUGACAGAGCUUGAUGAUGAUACCAUGGCUCUUCUGACCCGGAGAGCGUAUGAUAUUGCAGGAGCCAACAAAGGCCUCAAGGUCUUCUUGAAUGAAAAGCGUCUUCUAGUAAAUGGCUUCAAAUCCUACGUGGAUCUCUACGUCAAGGAUAAGGAAGACGAGACUGGAAAUCGUCUCAAGGUCAUUCACGAGCAGGUGAACCCACGCUGGGAGGUGUGUGUUUGUCUGAGUGAGAAAGGCUUUCAACAGGUCAGCUUUGUCAACAGUAUUGCAACAACCAAGGGUGGUCGUCAUGUAGACUACGUUGCAGAUCAAAUAGUAACCCAGAUUAUACAGACAGUGAAGAAGAAGAACAAAGCAGGAAUCAACAUCAAACCUUUCCAGGUCCGUAGCCAUAUUUGGGUGUUUGUGAACUGCCUAAUAGAGAACCCCACCUUUGACUCACAGACCAAGGAGACCAUGACACUUCAGGUCAAGAAGUUUGGCUCCCACUGUAAACUCAGCGAGAAGUUUAUCAAAGCGGCUUCCAACUGCGGGAUAGUAGAGAAUAUUCUAUCCUGGAUGAAAUUCAAGGCUCAGAGUCAGCUGGACAAGAAAUGCCACACCUCCAAGCAUUCCAAGAUCAAGGGUGUCCCUAAGCUUGAUGAUGCCAACAGUGCAGGGGGCAGGAACUCAUCUCUCUGUACACUCAUCCUGACUGAGGGAGACUCUGCCAAGUCACUGGCUGUCAGCGGGUUGGGCGUGGUCGGUAGGGACCACUUUGGGGUAUUCCCCCUCAGGGGAAAGCUGUUGAAUGUCAGGGAAGCCUCUCACAAGCAGAUCAUGGAGAAUGCUGAAAUCAACAAUAUCAUCAAGAUCCUGGGUCUUCAAUACAAGAACAAAUAUGAUUCUGAAGAGUCCCUCAAGACUCUCCGCUACGGGAAAUUGAUGAUCAUGACUGAUCAGGAUCAGGAUGGUUCUCAUAUCAAGGGUCUCCUAAUCAACUUCAUCCACAGCAACUGGCCUCAACUUCUACAGAGGGACUUCUUAGAAGAAUUCAUCACACCCAUCGUCAAGGUGAGCAAGGCCAAUGAGACGACGCUAUCCUUCUAUUCCCUCCCUGAAUUUGAGAGAUGGAAGAAUGAAAAAGACAACUGGAAAACAUGGAAGAUCAAAUACUACAAAGGUUUGGGUACGAGUACCAUGAAGGAAGCAAAGGAAUACUUCUGUGACAUGGAUCGUCAUCGGAUCCCGUUUGAAUACACUGGACCGGAUGAUGAUGCUGCUAUUGUUCUUGCAUUCAGUAAGAAGAAAGUGGAGGAUCGGAAGGUAUGGCUGAGUGAAUGGCUAGAGGAAAGGAGAAGCAGGAAAGAAACAGGACUUGGAGAGCGCUACCUUUACCAGACAGAUACUAAGAAAGUCAGUUACAAUGAAUUCAUCAAUAAGGAGCUGGUUCUUUUCUCUAAUGCUGACAAUGAGAGAUCAAUCCCAUCCAUGAUCGAUGGUUUGAAGCCGGGGCAGCGUAAGGUACUGUAUACAUGCUUCAAGAAGUAUGAGAAGAAAGAGAUCAAGGUGGCCCAGAUGGCUGGUGCUGUGGCUGAGCUUUCAGCUUAUCAUCAUGGUGAGACAUCUCUGAUGAGUACAAUUAUCAACCUGGCCCAGAACUUUGUUGGUAGCAACAACCUGAAUCUCCUGCAGCCCAUUGGUCAGUUUGGUACCCGCCUUCAUGGAGGAAAGGACGCUGCUAGCCCUCGUUAUAUAUUUACUCAACUCAGUCCCUUAGCAAGGCUUGUCUUCCCUGCUCACGACGACUCCCUCCUCACCUACAUGUUUGAUGACAACCAGCGUAUCGAACCAGAGUUCUAUGUUCCCAUCAUCCCAAUGGUUCUUAUCAAUGGCAGUGAGGGUAUCGGUACGGGAUGGAGCACCAGGAUAAGCAACUAUGAUAUCAGAGAGGUCAUGGCCAACGUCAAAAGACUCCUUGCAGGAGAGGAUCCUAUUCCAAUGCUUCCAUCCUACAAGAACUUCCGUGGAACCAUCGAGGAGUUUGAGCCCAAUCGUUUCGCUGUUAACGGAGAGAUCGCAGUGACAGACAACAACUCGGUAGAGAUCACAGAGCUGCCUGUCAGGGUCUGGACCCAGAACUACAAGGAAUCCGUCCUGGAGACCAUGGUCUAUGGGACAGAGAAGGUCAAGCCAUCUAUCACGGACUACAAGGAGUACCAUACAGACACCACGGUCAAGUUUGUAGUGAAGAUGAAUGAGGAAAGGUUGAUGCGAGCAGAAGACGAAGGCCUUCAUAAGAUGUUCAAACUACAGACGACAUUCUCACAUGCUAACAUGGUGUUGUACGACAGCCAUGGUUGUAUUAGAAGGUAUGAGAAUGUUGAGGAGAUCCUGAGAGAAUUCUUUACCUUGCGAAUGGAGCUGUAUCACAAGCGAAAGGCCUACCUUGAAGGCAUCUUGGAGGCUGAAUCAAGCAAGCUCAACAAUCAGGCUCGAUUUAUCAUGGAGAAGAUAGACGGCAAGGUGGUGAUAGAGAACAAGUCCAAGACAUCCAUGAUCAGUCAGCUGGCCUCUAGGGGGUAUGACUCGGACCCUGUCAAGGCCUGGAAGGAAGCCCAGCAGAAGACUGUGGAGGAUGAGGAUAGCUUUGACGAUGCCGCAAGUGAUUCGUCAGAGGCUGGCUCUGGACCCGAUUACAACUACCUUCUUGGAAUGUCCUUGUGGAGUCUGACAAAAGAGAAGAAGAAUGAACUGCUGAAGCAGAGAGAUGAUAAGGCUGCCGAGCUGAGUGCUUUGAGGAGAAAGACUGCCAGUAUGUUAUGGACCGAUGAUCUAAAUGCUUUCGCAGCAGAGCUUGAUAGGGUAGAAGCCCAAGAGAGGGAAGAUGCAUCCUCAGGCGUGGCAGCGUUAUCAUCCAAGAUGGCGAAGGGUAAAGGUAGCAAGAUCAACAAACCACGCAAACAAAAGCUGCUCACAAGAGAAGAAACCAAGCCCUCACCGUACGGACGACGUGUAGUCCCACGUACAGAUAAUCUCAUCAAGAAGCCAGCUGGUGAUGGAAGGAGAGGCAGGAAACCCAAAGAAGUGGACAUAAAGAUGGAGGAAGGUUCUGAACUUUCUGGACUCCUGGAUGAUGACAAGGAUUCAGUUGCACUAUCGGACAAACCGGCUGGAGCCAAGCCUAAAGCAAAGACGGCCAAACCCAGAGUGCCCAAGGAACCCAAAGAACCAAAAGCACCUAAAGUACCCCGAAAACCCAGACAGCCAAAGGCCCCUGGGAGCGUAAAGGGUAAGAAGGGGGCCAAGAAAUCCAAGUGUAACCCUUGGUCAGAUGAAUCGGAAGAAGAGGCGAUGGAUGAUAUCACCAGCGGUGAUGCCGCCCUCGCUGCUAAACUGGCGGCACAGGGGGACAGGGGACCUAGAAGGGCUGCUGCAUCGGCCAAGAAGAAAUACACUUACAGUGACGAAGAAGAGAGCGACCAGAGCGGGGACUCCUACAUCACCGCUGCUGCACGGCGAGAGGAAGUCACUUACCAUGAUGAGAAUGAUCUGGUUGAUGACGUCACCAUGUCCCAACCCCCGGAGAUGUCUAAUGACUUCUCUGAUAAUGACAUGGAGAACAACAGCGAUGCAUCCUUUGAUGUGGCCCCAAAGAAACCCAAGAAGAAACCCGCUCCAAAGAAACCUGCAACUAAGAAACCUGCCAAUGCCAAGAAAACCUCCAAACCUGUGAAGUCGUCAAAAUAUAUAGAAGUCGAUAGUGAUGAUAGCGAUGGCAUGUUGAAAGAUGAAUCAAGUGACCGGCUAUCUAUUAACAGUGAUUCAGAUGCAUCACCUGUACCAAAGCCCAAGGCAAAGGCAAAGCCUGCAGCCAAGCCCAAAAAAGAAACAAAGACAACAAUGAGCAACGCCCUGAAGAGAAUGAACGCACCGAAGAGGAAAAAGGCAUCAGAUUCAGACUCGGAUUCAGCUCCUCCCAAACCAAAGAGCAAGUACGUGGACUCAGAUUCCGAUGAUGAUUUUGGAAUUUCUAAAGCUCCUCCAAAGAAACUUCCCAAAGCAGAGCCUAAAAAUCAAGCAUUGAAGAAGACUCAUUCGUGGCUGUAUGGCUCUGAUGAUGAUGACAAGGACGAUGACAUCAGAGUCGAGACGAAGAAGACAGGAAACGGCACCAUGUCUUCUGCCAGAGGUAGUAUAGGAGGAUCCAAGACGUCAGUGAAGUAUACCUACUCAGAUUCAGAAGAUGAUUAGUUGCCCAAUCACCUUGACUUUCAUAAUCCUUAGUUUUGUGAUAGCUAGUUCAAAAAAUAGUCUUGUCAUCCUGUGAUCAGGGUGUCGUAAUACAAACCUCAGUGAUUGAUCGCAGUGCUUAUUUUAACAAUGAAUAAGUUUGAUUACUAUGUGUAAUCAGUCGUAAAUAAACUGUAUGAUCAAUUGCAAAGCUUUGUGUUAAAGUUACAAGGGUCUACAGUAUCUCCCUGCUGAAAGUACAUUUUGAGUUAUGAGAUAUUUCAGAUCCCCCGAGGCUGCCUCAUCUGUUGUGAAGGUAGUGCCUCAUGAAAUCUGUGGAUGAGAUUUUGUCUUCACUUGCUUGAUUCAAACACACUAGCACUAGCUGUUCCUGAGGCAUUCAUACUGCUCAUCCAACUGAUUCCUGUGUUCAGAACUGUGGGCAGCUCACACUCUAUAUGGCCUUGUCUGUAGCUUUUGCGAGAAUGCACUACCUUCAAGUUUCUAUGUCCCAAGUAUUGUCCAUACUCGGUAUACUGAAAUGCUCAGCUCAGUGCAAUGCUCAUUUAAACAGAAAGUCUGAUAAUUAGUCACAUCCAGGGCUAAUGACUUAGCCUAUAUAUGUGUCUGUUCUAUUUUUAUAUGGAGAAAAAUAAUGCAUACCUAAUAAUAGGUACUUUUUUAUAACAUCCAUUCAUCAUUAUUUAUUUACGCUCAUUAAUAUGCUGAAAACUUUCCUUUAAUUGUUGUGUGUGGGUGAUUAAACCUACCUUUGAACCAGUUUGUCAAUCAAUUUUAGUGAUAGACAAUUUUUAUUUGCUUUUUUAUCAGAUUGUUUGAUAAACUAGAUUUUAAUAUGAAACUUUUAUUCUUACUUCAUAUGGAAGUAUCUUCAAUAAGGUUUGAUCAGCCAUGAUGUGAAAUUAUAUUCCUCAAUGGAUUGACGAGAUUCCAAGUCACCUCCAGUGAAAUUUGUAGUGAUCAUUGGACAGAAAAAUUUAGAAUUUAAUUUAAAAAUUCCCUUUGUUCAUUUAUCCAAAUGAUACAAUCCUUUGUGAUGAUAUAUCUUUAAGGUUAUGAAAUUUGCAACAGUAGUGCAGGACAUUGCCAAAAUGAUUGAUUGAUUAUGGAAAAUUAAGAAAGAAUUCAUAUCUUUCUCCGUCAAGUCCAUUUUAAUCUAUGUCCCUGUCUCUCCCCAUCUUUAUUUGUCUCUUAAAUGUGUCUUGUCUCUUUUAUAUUCCUAUCCCAAGUCAAAUUUUUACUGUUUUAUUUCUCUAACCACUGUUACCAUUUUACCACUGUAAAUAUUAUAAAAAUGUGUAAAUAUGAAUGUUGUAGGUAAAAAGGUAUUUGGUUGUGACAAUGAGCUGUAUAUAUGCAUUUUUUUUUUUACAAAGCAAAGUGGGGCUUUUGUGUGCAUUCCACUAUUUCUUGCCCGUUUCGCUGUUCAUAAUAGUAUUUUGAUGGAAUUUCCUUUUUAACCACAUUUUGAUAAUCAUUAAAAAUGCAUUUUAUUGAAAUAUUAAGAUUUUAAACAUUUUUAAAAGGAUAUCAUUAGAUGUUCUUUCAAUUUUGAGAAUCACCUAUUGCAUAAACAAUAUCAACUUGUUUUACUGUGUAAUUGUCUUACAAUAUUUAUGUACUGCUCUAAAUUAUUUGCGCAUUGUUAUUUAAGAUAUGACAGGAUAGUGCAAUUGCAUUCCUUUGUAGUAUUUCAUAUUACCGGUAUAUAUUGCUGAUCUCACUUUCAAUUUCAGUAACAAUCAUUUUAAUCAGUUUUUAUGCACAUCCCUAUAGAUAUGUAGUCUUUUUAUAUAACCAAAUUAGUGAGCUUUACUCAACCUUUGUGUAUAGAACUCUGCCAGUUUUAUUUUUUUUAUUAUUUCAUUUUGAAUUGCUUCCUAUGAGCACUACUACUGGUUAGUAGCUGAUAAUGGAAAUUCUAUUGCAGGAAAUUAUUUUAAUUUCAAAAAUUGUUAUUAGCAGUUUGGGUUGUUCGAGAAGUGAUUGUAACCAAUUCUGUUAGGUCCUCUGUAAAAACCUGCUAUGCAAUACAUUUAGAGUAGCAGUCAUAUAAAAAACAUAGAGAGCAAAGAUGUGAUGCACACAAAAAAUGAUUCCCUGCUAAUUCAUGCAUGAUAAAUGAAGGGGGGAUGUAUAGCAGUGUUUUCCAUUGAGCUAUUUAUGCUCUUAACAGAUUUAUUUCACAUCCUACAUCAGCAAACUGACAUCUUGAAUUUCAGUAGAUAAAAUCAAGAUGUGAUUUGCAAUGCUCAUUAAUAGUGAUAGCUCAUUUUCUUGAAUUGUUUAACAAAUGUGGUAUUAUCUGUACCUUUGAAUUUAGGAUUGUAAAUGAGAAGAAAAUAUGGCAAGGAAUAUUUUUGUAUUUGCAGUUUAUAUCAAUGUCUUCUUAAAGUAUAAAUUUUAAAAUUUCUCAUGUAUUCAGUUGCAGAUUGAUUCUGAAAUCAACAUUUGAUUAUUUCAUAACAUAUUUAGAUUGGCCUGUGAAUUCAUGCACAGGUUAAAGUGUUUGAUAGAGGCAGGAAUUUUGUGAAUGUAAUAUUUGAUACAUGAGGCUGCUGUUUGUGGACCAGUCUGCCUAAAUACCGACUAAAUAUUAAAUUAAAUAUGUGGGUUGCAAGGGCCAACAUUUAUUUAUUACCGGUGGUCAGAACAGAGACCUUUUGUGUUGCAUGCAAACUUUAACACGUCUGAAUGUUAAAAACUCUGUAUGUUGUUCAUACUUUGGAAGAAAUCUGUGCCCCAUUCUUGUAUUUAUACACAUCUCAAAACAAAGAUUUUGCAUUUGUAA
This is a messenger RNA of Lytechinus pictus (painted urchin), 8309 nucleotides long. RefSeq names its product DNA topoisomerase 2-alpha-like. The transcript has 33 exons. The record is from RefSeq and is a predicted model, not a curated record. Gene Ontology annotation, biological process: sister chromatid segregation; DNA topological change; resolution of meiotic recombination intermediates. Gene Ontology annotation, molecular function: ATP binding; DNA topoisomerase type II (double strand cut, ATP-hydrolyzing) activity; DNA binding. Bases 527 to 5518 code for a protein of 1663 amino acids. Gene Ontology annotation, cellular component: nucleus. NCBI's taxonomy places the organism in Eukaryota, Metazoa, Echinodermata, Echinoidea, Temnopleuroida, Toxopneustidae.